Messenger RNA from Lecanosticta acicola, 2340 nucleotides. Lineage: Eukaryota; Fungi; Ascomycota; Dothideomycetes; Mycosphaerellales; Mycosphaerellaceae. The record is from the annotation of a GenBank genome assembly.
AUGAACGACGGUGAGGACUGGUCCGACCGACGUCCCUCUUCCAACGUCAUGGACUACGCUUCCAGUGUGAAUGAUGCGCCGGAUCACCACAGCACCUCUCCUUUGGCCAGGAUGGCAUCCCACUCGCACAACAACCGCUUCUACACCUCGCGACAUGGAAAGGCGCCGGUGCGACCCCAGCAUAUCACGCCUUCCUCAUCCAUGAACAAUGUGCCCACCAUGCCGAUUCCGAUACCCUCCAAUCCGAACGUGAUACCAGGCAACACUCUUCCCUCAGCCCCCGCGAGCCCUCCCACACCCGCACCCAGCCCGACACCGAUGCAGCGUGCGCCCGACUGGAGCACGGCAGACCCGCACGAAGACAUUGGCGACAUCGACCUCGAUGACCCCGAGCAGCCUCAGAAAUUACUCAGUCUACCGAGUUCGGCGAGAGGAUAUGGAUUCGGCUAUAGGGACAUGCGCGCAGCUUUUGCAGAAAUGGAUAACAACCAGCGACAGCGCAUGCUGGCAGAGCUGUUGAACAUGUGCGACGGGAAGCUGCUGGGCUUCGUGGCUAACUUCGUUGGACCGAGGUUGAAAAGAGAUCCAUUCUCAGUACUUCCUAACGAGCUGUGCUUGAGAAUAUUGGCUUUUGUUGAGGAUGCGAGGACACUGGCGAGGAGCUCGCAGGUGAGUAAGAGAUGGCGUGAGUUGGUGAGCGACGACAUGGCCUGGAAGAGCUUGUGUGAUAAGCAUGCGUACAGGCGCAUGUCGGACGAUCCGCCAUCUGCUUCCCCGAGGCCCAUUCCUGGGGCGACGUCCUCUAGCAUCGAUCAGCGACAUCAGCAUCCUUACGGCUAUCAUCAUUACGCGCAAGCGCACAGCUCUUCGUUUGCCGGCCUCUCCUCCAGCGCACCCGAUCUCACGCAUCGAACGAGCCUCAACGCCACGGCCUCCGUUCUCCCACCAACUCUCCGCGCAUCGUUGUCGAGCGCUAAAAGACGGCCGAAAGCAAUCAGCUAUCGCAGUCACUUCAAGCAGAAGUACCAGGUUGAGACUGCGUGGAGACACGGCGGAAAGGUGGACCAGCGUCAAAUAACGCCCGAUCAGGGUGUCGUCACUUCGUUACACCUGACAUCCAGCUACAUUAUUGUUGCGCUCGACAAUGCCAAGAUACAUGUCUUUGAUACUAGUGGAAGGCAUCUACGCUGCUUGCAAGGUCAUGUCAUGGGCGUAUGGGCAAUGGUGCCGUACGGUGACAUUCUGGUAUCUGGAGGCUGUGACCGAGAUGUGCGGGUCUGGGAUCUUACGACUGGUAUGGCACAACACAUGCUGCGCGGACACACAAGCACUGUUCGCUGCUUGAAGAUGAGCGGACCCAAUACUGCUAUUUCUGGUUCGCGGGAUACCACGUUACGAGUCUGGGAUAUCAGGAAAGGCGUCUGCAAACAUGUGCUCGUCGGUCACCAGGCAUCUGUGCGCUGUCUAGAGAUCCACGGCGACCUCGUUGUGUCCGGUAGCUACGACACUACGGCGAGGAUAUGGUCGAUCAGCGAAGGGCGAUGUCUUCGAACGCUUCAGGGACAUUUUAGUCAGAUCUAUGCUGUCGCCUUCGACGGUCGUCGUGUCGCGACUGGCUCGCUCGACACGAGCGUACGCGUUUGGGACCCACGCGAUGGGAGAUGCUUGGCUCAACUGCAGGGACACACAUCGCUUGUCGGUCAGCUGCAACUGCGCAACGAUACCCUCGUGACUGGUGGUAGUGACGGUAGUGUUAGAGUUUGGAGCUUGCAGACGUAUUCUGCUAUUCACCGGCUCGCGGCUCAUGACAACAGUGUUACAAGCCUUCAGUUUGACGACAGCAGGAUUGUAUCUGGCGGCAGUGAUGGGCGGGUUAAAGUCUGGGAUCUGCAGCGAGGAUGUCAAGUCAGAGAGCUUGGGAAUCCUGCUGAGGCAGUGUGGCGGGUGGUAUUCGAAGAGGAGAAGGCCGUCGUCCUCGCUAGCCGAGGCGGGAAGACUGUCAUGGAGGUCUGGGACUUUGCGCCGCCGCCCGAAGACGACAUUCAUUCAUCUGGAACAUCUUCACUGCGUUCAAAUACCUCUAGUCCAGGUAUUGUGCCAUAUCAGGAACCGGCUUACGGGCAGCAUCCAUCCUAUGAUAGAUUUGGUGUACCACCUUACGCUGAUCCCGUUAUCGAGGAAGACAUUCAACGGGAAUGGCGGGAUUACCAAUCGACUAGGACCCAGAAAAUGAUUCAAGAACAGGACGCGAUUAUGACGGACACUUACGACCACACCAUGCUGGAUGAUGGGCAAGAGAACGACAAUGGAGAAGGCAGCGCGCCAGUGGACGAAACAUAG